AUGGCGGAGCACCUGCCGCAAGUUGUGCCCUAUCUCAUCCAGCGACUGGCCGACAAGAAAGCCCUUGUCAGGAGUAUUACUUGCUGGACGCUCUCGAGGUACUCUUCCUGGAUCGUCCAGCAGUCGAUGGUCUCCCACGACACGUAUCUAAAGCCGCUGAUCAACGAGCUUCUGCAGCGCAUCGUGGACCACAACAAGCGCGUCCAAGAAGCCGCCUGCUCGGCCUUUGCGACUCUGGAGGAAGAAGCCUGUGGCGAACUCGUCCCCUACUUGACCUACAUCCUCGACACGCUCGUCUUCGCCUUUUCCAAAUACCAGAAAAAGAACUUGCUCAUUUUAAACCUAAAUCCGGACUACAUUUCCGUUUGUAACAACGCUUGCUGGGCGAUCGGCGAAGUGGCCAUCGUCCACGGCGAAGGGAUGAAGCAGCACAUCCAGACGGUUUUGCCGCCGCUUAUCGACAUUUCGCGGCGGGUGACGACGCCAAAGACGCUUUUGGAAAACACGGGAAUCACUUUGGGCCGGCUAGGUCUGUACUGCCACAAAGAAGUGGCCCCUUUCUUGGGCCAGUUCAUCCGCACCUGGUGCACCAGCUUGAGGAACAUUCGCGACAACGAGGAAAAAGACUCCGCUUUCAGGGGAAUGUGCCUCAUGAUCAGGGAGAACGCUGCCGCCGCCGUUCAUGAAUUAAUAUACUUCAUCGACGCGAUCGUCUCCUGGAUCAAUCCAAAGGAGGAUCUAAAACAGAUGUUCUCGCAGAUUUUGAACGAGUUCCGCGCGCAGGUCGGGGAAGUGCAAUGGACGAACUUCCGGAGCCAGUUUCCAGCACCACUUUCGGAAAAGCUCGCCGCCCAGUACAACAUGUAG
Molecule: messenger RNA, 867 nt
Organism: Oikopleura dioica
Lineage: Eukaryota; Metazoa; Chordata; Appendicularia; Copelata; Oikopleuridae
Source: the annotation of a GenBank genome assembly